AUGCGUGCUACUUUGUCUGGAUUGUUGCUGGCUGCUGCGGCCUCAACAGCAGUUGCCCACGGCCACGAGGGUCACGCAAAGGUUCAUCAAGAGUAUGCUAGAGCAGCGGCAGUUGAUACUUCGACGUUGAAGGGCAAGUGGCUGUACGGUUAUCAGGGCUGGUUCCGCAAGCCAGCAUCCGGUGUAAACAGCCAUUGGUCUGCCCAGGGUGGAACUCCAGGACCCGGCAAUGUCGAAUUCGAGUUUGUGCCCGAUGUCAGCCAGUAUCCGGCCAACUGCCUGUUCACGUCAACUCUGACAGCACCCAACGGCCAACCCGUGCAACUCUACGACAACACUUGCCAAGGAGUCGUCGACUUACAUUUCAAGUGGAUGCAGCAGUACGGAAUCGACGGAAUCAUUGUACAGCGAUUCCUCAGUCAUCUCACCGAUGCCUCUUUCAUCACAGUCAGUCAUCGCCCCCAAAUCUAUAGACAAGAGACUCCAGCAACAACCAACACAUUGACCAACUCCCAGAUCCUCAACCAAGUCGAAGCCGCCGCCGUCAAAUACGGCCGAGGCUUCAUCGUCGAAUACGACGCCUCAGGCGGAAACUCGGCCACCGGCAGCGUCGCCGCGCAGAUCCUCGCCGACUACAACGCCAAGAUCAAGCCCUACACAACCUCGCCCGCCUACAUCCACCACAACGGCAAGCCCGCCGUCAUGGUGUUUGGCGUGGGCUUCCCCACCGUCGCCAUCAACGUCACCGACGGCGCAAACAUUGCCACGCAGCUCAAGAACGCCGGUGCCUAUGUUGGAUAUGGCGUGCCGGGCAACUUUGGCACGGAUGUCAGGGCAAACACGGGCUUUGCGGCGGCGUACAAGGCGGCCAACUUGAUCAGCCCUUGGACUGUGGGCGGCUACAGCAACGGCGGUUACUUGAAGGGAUACCACACGACGACUCAGAUUCCGGAUUCUCAAACCCUCCAAUCCCUCGGCAUCGAUCACGCCCCCCUCAUCUGGCCCGGCACCUCGGCCUACCACCUCAACGGCGUCAACACGCCCGCCAACUUCGACUACUUCCCCCGUUUCAACGGCUCCUUUUACUCGAUGCAGGCCGACGCAAUCACUUCCCUCGCGGCCAAGCCGCUGUUUGCAUUCAACGCCAUGUUUGACGAAGUCAACGAAGGUGAGCCCCAUCAUAUGCAGCAUCUCCAUGCCUACAUCUUCAACCAACUCACUCACAAUCUCCCCACCAACGAAAAGUUUGUGGGCUACGACAACACUUUUACCGACACUGCGUUUUACCUCGAGCUCGGUGGCCAAAAGGCCGCUGCGUUUGCGGCUGCAGUCAAAUAA
Molecule: messenger RNA, 1338 nt
Organism: Trichoderma aggressivum f. europaeum
Lineage: Eukaryota; Fungi; Ascomycota; Sordariomycetes; Hypocreales; Hypocreaceae
Exons: 4
Coding region: 1-1338 (445 amino acids)
Source: RefSeq, a predicted model, not a curated record